UGUAAUCGACAAUUUCAUCCUAUUACGACAUCCAACGCGCCACACUUUUCACCCGGAUAAAAUACAGGUGGCGCAUCUACUUUACGAAACGAUAAUAAUAAUUAGCGAAUUUUACUGCGAGCUAUUUAUCAGCUUUAAUCCAAGCUCGAAGUUUCUUUCGAGUGUAAGACAAUCGAAUAUAAACGUCGAUGACUCGACGCGUUUUUAUCGUCGACGUUGGUGGGAAGGUUGAUUGGUCGGUAACGAUUCGAGUGGAUCGAAUUUCAAAAUAAUCGGCGCAAAAGUUGCGUUCAGCAUAGUUUGCCAGGAAAAGUACUUGCGCAACAGUGUUUUUGAAAAUUGUACGCGAGUCCAGUGACACGAGAGGCGCGGCACAAAGUGGCCAGUGACACAUAAAGAGCAUAUUUUCGAGCAUUACCGAAGGGAUCCGUCUCGGUCCCGGCCAACUACCUGUGUUCGUUUCACGCCUGUUCGCGUUUUCCAGCGUUAGAAUCUCCCGCACCGAUCUUUCCAGUGGCCCCGGUAAUGGGCAAAUAACCGACGGAUUACGUCGCCUAAUCCUCCUGCUAACGCGAUCUCAUUGUCGCGAGGGAAUCGAGCGAAUCUCAUGCCUUUUACUCUCUGCUCGCCUUCCAAAUCGUUCAUCUUUUCUCGCUCCAUUGGAUCGAGGAAUCUCUGCGGCGCGAUAACGAUCGACCGAAAUCAGUCGAAUCUUUAGGAAUUUCUCGUUAUUUCUAAUCGCGAGGAACGUUUUUAGACGCGACAAUUUCGCCGAGGUGGGAGGGAGUUCAGAAAAAUUGAUAAAGCUUCGAUAAAGCCGAACGGGCAAUACGAAACCACGCGGCGGACGAGCUUGUUCACCUGCGCGUAACAAGAAUGUCAGCUUCUAAAAAUAAAUUGCCCGUACGAUCGUGGACGAUUCUAGCGGCGCGGUGGCGCGAGUAUACGUAACGUGCGCGCGAAGAUAGUCGCUAUCUCGACGAGGCGGUGUCCAAUGUCGGCCACCAACACGACCGCCAGCACUUUCCAUCCCCGCCAGCCAAACGCGCCUCGCUUUAUUGUUCCCCGCGUAUUAAUUUUAUAGAUAUAAGUGCACACUUACGCGCGUGCAUGCCGAUACUGUCUACGCUCCACGAGGAAAUACGAGAUGCACUUGCGACUGCCUUUCUGUCGCUUCGUUCGAUCGACAGCCCUGUAAUGCUUGUUCGCUCACCUCCUCUCCUCCUCUUCCCUCGCAUAAAACACGAGUCGGCUAUUAAUCUGUCGUGAAGCUUUCGGAGAGAACCAGCUCCUUCGGUCUAAACCUUUGACACGUUUUUAAACUCUCGGGUCGUUCGAGAAUACCUGCUCCGAAAUGUAGAAUGGAUUUCAGUUCACGGACGGCGCGGCGUUACGAGAACACGGCACAGACAGUCGGUUUAAUUUAUCUGGAUUUACGCCGGCGAAGAUGCCCGCCCGUUUGCCGACGUGUUUCAAGGGGCUGAACAAGCGUACAAGAGGAUCGUCGGGUCGAUUUUGCACAGAGCCAUUUUGGAAUGCAAUUAAACGCAGUACAACGAAAUACGACACUGACGCUGCUACUGGUGCCGUUGCUUCGCUUCGCUAUGUUCUCUUCCGCUUCAUUGCUUUCCUCUUCCUACAACCACCCACUCACCACCCCUCUACCAGUCUGCCUUCGUCGUACCCCUGUACCUACCACUCGUCGUGUCAGGAAUACCUCCGUUUAUCCAGCUACAAACGACCGAAUUUUCACCGAAGCCUUUCAUUCUCAUUUCUUUUCCCCAUUUCCGCUUUCGCUUUCAGUCUGCGAAUAUCGAGGCGAACGAGGAGGACGCGGAUAAGCCCGAGGGAAGAAAAUAAGAAAAUGAAAAGAGUGGACGAUCUUGAGAUCGUUUUGAUAAGGCUGGGGAAGCGCGCGAGAGGACGCCAGGGGGUGUCGGUAGGGGUAGAUUGGCGGAGGUUGGCGCGAGGAGGUAUGACAAGGGGGUGGUGUACGAGGAAGAGGAAGAGGAAAAGGGAGCGAGACAGAGAGGGAGCAGGAAAAUGGCGGCUCGCAGGACAUCCGACACCAAAUCGAAGGAGACGCCAUCGCAAAGCGCGGCACCGCCCCUCUAUCACCGGAUCUUGCUCCGCCGGUGUCGUCGUUCUACCUAGGGCGCGCUCUCUAAAUUAAAACGAUUUUUGCCCGUUUACGAAAAACACAGCCCAAACACUUUGCGACAAAUCGAUUUUAUUUUAGCUCCGGAAGAAGCAAAGGAAAAGAGACAACAGCGUUAGGUUUAAUGAUCGUCGUCGAUUCCGAUGCUUUUCGCGGGAUACGAAAGAAAAAUCGAAGAACGUAUCGUCGAGUAAUGACGUAAUACGAACGGUGCAUCGAUCCAACCCGGUUUGCCGUAGUAGCGAGAACGUUCGACUCACCUUGUUUUCAACUAUGCGACGAUUCAACAAAUAAACGUGUUUCAACGCAAAAAUCGUGUUACUCGAUUCGCUUCCGUCUACAGAUAAAGAGAGAAAGAGAGAGCAGUGCUCGUUGCGCUGACGAUCAUCGUUCGUACGAACACUUCUGUUUUUCCCGAAGGAAAUUUGUCAAAGUCCCGCGGACACGUUGAGUCUCGUCACGGUGAAACGACGCGGAGCAUCCGACAAAUGGCAAUUAGACGGAAAAGGCGGAGCGGAUUGAAAGGAUUGACCAGGCGUGGCAAACAGAGGGAUUUCGGUGCUCGUCGAAAGACAUCUUCGCUCGUCUGCCAGCGUAUCGGCUCUCAUUGAUCUACUUAACGCCGCUGGUUUGACGGAUUUCACGCUAUUUUCAUCGACUUCCUGCCGUCGGGCUACGCCACCCUGCCACCCUUUACGAUCUCGCUUCACGCUUUUCUUCGUUUUUAAUUACGCUUCCAUUUUUGCAAUUUUAUUUCUUCGUCACAUUGGUAACUACUCGUUUGCAGAAACGCUUAGCGUUUUAAGAAUCUGGCGAUUUCGUUACAUCAGUCUGAUUUUUUCCCUUCCAUUCGGUGGCAUGAGAAAGGACGACGGCGGGGACUGAUGGAAAACGCUAGGGGAAUUGUUGCCGGUUGUUGUGAAAUUAAUUAAACGCGAGGUGUGAUAGCACCGCUUAGAAUCACAACACGGUGUACGGUAACGUUGUCGCGCUCCGUUUCCGGUGUUUGUUGGUUACCUCCUAUAUUCUCUACGCUUUGCCCACAGACGAGUCCGCGUGUUCGACUACUCACACACGCUUCUUGUAUUCGUCGCGGCGAGGAUCCAGGAGAAAAAAGUAAUUUAAAUAAAACAAUAAUUACCAGAAUAAAUCGAAGGUAAUCGUCUAAAUUUUACACCUGGCGCGACUAAAUCUUACUCUACGAUUUAUCAGACAGAUAUUGAAUUUUUUCUUCUUUAAACGAAGUCGCGUAACACAGAAACGAUUAACCAUGCGAUCGAAGGGCGAAGGGGAGAAGGGUGGAUGAGUAGAGAAAGAGGGAGAUUGAAAUAAUCGCUCAUCGAACGAGUCGAAGAGGUUGCUCUCGCAGGUGAGAAUCCAGCAACGCGACGGAGCCGGUAUCCGUGGUCACCGAACGGGGUGGCUUUCGCCGGGGGUAGAAAUAUGCGCCGCCCCCGUGCUCGUCCAAUCGAAGGAACGCGCGCGCUCCCCGUCGACCAAUAGGAACACGCUCGAACGCGUCUCCCGUCCGAAUGCGCCGCGUUCCACUCCUCUCCGCGCUGGUGCGCCUUGAAAAACAAAAAGGACAUCAAAGAACAGAGGAAGAGAGAACACCAGCGACGACGUCCUCUAGUUGUGGCUGUGGCAGCGUCAACGGGAACGGCAUCGGUGGUAUCGGCGCGGAAUAAUCGGCAGUGGCAGCGAUCGUCGUAGCAGUAACAGCAGAACCGCGUAACCACGCGACGACGUUUUUCCGCCGGCGAAUACCGCGCUAUACAACAGUUUUCCCUUUGUAAACACUGUCCGUUCUUUUUUAAUUCGUCGAAAAAUCGUUUCGUAUUCUCUUUUGCAAAGUGUCGUCGGAUGUUAUCGGAUGUUUCGACGAUUAAAACGCACGGGUCGUGAAGUGUUUUCGAGGCAGUGCGACUUUGUUCGAGGGUGAAGUUAACGAAUGUUGAGUGCACUUGAGUGGAAAAAAUUAAAGACGCUCCGCGGACAGUUUCCUCGAGAAAAACUCGCACCGUUGGGAAACACGUUAGGGUAACGAGGCGUUUAUGAAUGGAAACUCGGUUGGCGAGGACGCGAAUGAAAGGCUCGCGAUCAAACAAUCGUCCGAGCGGCGGAUGCUUGCUUUCGUCAUCAGCUGUUCAUCCGUAAAUGAUCGAUAACGUCGAUCGAGCUACGAGAAACGAAGCACUCGGAGGACUCUGUUCCGAAGGAAACGUCGAAUCCAUAAAGAAAUGAUCGUCGAUUGAUUGGCGCGAUUGGGAAAGAAGAAUCGACCGAGAAUGCCCGACAGUUCGGAUCAUUUGUCGUCGCCGAACAGCGAGUGCAACAGCCAAAUUGGCGGUAUGCAUCGAAACACGUCUGCUGGGCAAUACAACGAUUCCUCGAUACCUGGUCUACCUCUGACCCAUCAUUCCCAUUCGCAAAAUCUAACGCCCGCCUCGAACGGAAGCCCCCGGUAUUCUCAAGAGUUGACCAGCUGCAGCUCCGCUAACCCGUCCACGAAUAUUGGAAACAUCGGGGCACUCUCUCUGGGAACGAGCAGCAGUAACUUUACCCCGGAACAGAUAUCUUGCAUGUGCGAGGCGUUAUCGCAGAGUCAGGAUAUCGAGAAGCUCACGAGGUUUCUAUGGUCUUUACCACCGGGCGAACUGCUCCGGGGUGGCGAGAGCGUUCUAAUGGCAAGAGCCACGGUGGCAUUUCAUCGGGGAGCAUAUCACGAGCUCUACUCGAUCCUGGAGAGUCAUCCGUUCUCGCCGCGUCGACACCAGGAGCUUCAGCAGAUGUGGUUCAAGUCGCACUAUCGCGAAGCGGAGAAGAUCCGCGGCCGUCCGCUGGGUGCGGUGGACAAGUAUCGGCUGCGGAAAAAGUACCCCUUACCGAAGACGAUCUGGGACGGGGAGGAGGUGGUGUACUGCUUCAAAGAACGCUCGAGGAACGCGUUGAAAGAGUGUUACAUGAGGAACAAGUACCCGGCUUCCGACGAGAAGAAGAAUCUAGCGAAGAAGACCGGUCUGACGCUCACCCAGGUGUCGAAUUGGUUCAAAAAUCGAAGACAGAGGGAUCGAACGCCGCAAACAAGGACGGACAUGAUGCCGUUGAAUUGCCAAAACGGUGGCAACGUGAUCGGCGGCUCCGUGAGCAACGGAGGAAGCAUUCAGUCGUUGCAGAGCAUCGAUUCGGAUAAUUCGAAUCUCGCGAUGUCGCCGCUCUCGACGAUGGGUAUGUCGCCCGUCGGCGUGAAUCCCUGCAGCCCGAUGGGCAUGAGCCCAAUGGCUCCACGUCAUCCUGGAUACGCGCCACCCGUCACUCCCUCGACCGUGCAUACCAGCCACCCCCACAACGGUGCACUCAGCCCCAUGAACGACGUGAAAGCGCUCUGCUAUGGCCGCGGAGUUUACGACACCGGUAAAGACGUGGACCAGAGCACGGUGUACUACUCGAGUCAUUCGGGCAUGCAUCAUCAGUACUACCAGCAGACGCAUCAUCAAAUGAUGUCGGGCGCUCAUCAUUAUCAGCACCACCAGCAGAGCAUGCCGACGGGCUACGAAAUCACGUUGCCGCCGCCUCAGCAUUCGACGUGACCAACAGAUUACGAGGAGGCCGAUCGGAACGACGCGGCUCGCCACGGCCAAGCCGAUGAUGUUUUCGCGCGCGUCCACGCGUUCGCCUGACUCGGUGUUUUGCUUCUUUCGACAGGUUUCACGACCGAAUAAUUACGAUCGAUCGACCAAAGUUCUCGCGGGAACUCGAGAGAUGACAGGGUGGGUAACUCGCUCCCGGACGCGAAACGACGCGACGUCGUCACGGGACUUAUCGAGUGAUACGCUAUCAUGGUGGUUGGAAGAACCAUCGACUCUGCGUCUGCUAGCCAAUAGAGAUGUAAGUUCGUUCGUAAAAGUUCUGGGAGGAGUUUCGAAGGAGAACUGGUUUCACGCAUGCACCCUGUUCGUAAAGGUGUUCGCCUAGGGUCGAGACCGUGAUGGCGCCUAUGAAUCUUCGACUGCCCCUUUUCGUUGUGCGGGAUUAACGAUUGGCAUAUCAAAGAAAUCGUUUCGAAAAUCUAUGUUCACCAGGAUACGUAUUUUCGUUCGAUAAUCGGAAAUUAAAAUUAAAAGACGAUUUUCAGACGGACUCUCGUACCCUAACGAUACGAUCUCUGAUACCUACCCCCUUAAUACUAGAAACGGACUUUGUCUUUUAGCGUAAAAGAUAUUUUUCACCCUAGAUUCGACUGUUUCGCACGGUACAAUCUCCCAUGACGCCUCCCAAAACGAAACAAAGGAUCUCUUCUAAACAACGUACCAUAUUAAUAAACAAAAUUUAUUGUAAAAUUAUGUGAGGCGCGUUAAAUGUAUAGAAAUAAAAUAUGAAUUCGUGAAUAGUA
Osmia lignaria (orchard mason bee) is the source of this 6551-nucleotide messenger RNA. It is a transcript of the gene Six4, whose product is annotated as homeobox protein six4. Gene Ontology annotation, molecular function: DNA-binding transcription factor activity, RNA polymerase II-specific; RNA polymerase II cis-regulatory region sequence-specific DNA binding. Gene Ontology annotation, biological process: regulation of transcription by RNA polymerase II. Gene Ontology annotation, cellular component: transcription regulator complex; nucleus. NCBI's taxonomy places the organism in Eukaryota, Metazoa, Arthropoda, Insecta, Hymenoptera, Megachilidae. The record is from RefSeq and is a predicted model, not a curated record.